AUGUCGAAGCUUGACCAGCUCCCCGAGGAGCUCCAAAUCGCGACCGCCGCCCACGUAAAAUACAUUCAGAGCCUUGACACCAAGAAGGACGAAUACGAGUACUGGUUGACGGAGCAUCUGCGCAUGAACGGUCUCUACUGGGGACUGACAGCUCUUCACCUCCUGCGACAUCCCGAUGCCCUUCCCCGCGAUGAGACAAUUGAUUUUGUGCUGUCCUGUCAGCACGAGAGCGGCGGCUUCGGGGCUGCACCUGGCCAUGAUGCACACAUGCUGUCGACCGUGUCUGCCGUCCAAAUCCUCGCGCUAGUGGACGGCCUGGAUGAGCUUGACAAGAGGGGCAAGGGAAGGAUUACCACAGGCAAAUUCAUGGCAGAUCUGCAGAAUAAGGAGACUGGCACUUUUGCAGGAGAUGAAUGGGGCGAGGAAGACACGCGUUUCCUGUACGGUGCCCUCAACGCUCUCUCGCUCCUUGGUCUCCAGCACCUCGUAGAUACCGAUAAAGCCGUCGAUCAUAUUGUAGCUUGCUCCAACUUCGAUGGUGGCUAUGGAUUGACACCCGGCGCAGAGUCGCACUCCGGGCAAAUAUUCACCUGUCUUGCCGCGUUGACCAUCGCCGGUCGCAUGGACACCGUAGAAAAAGACAAACUCGGUAGGUGGCUGAGCGAACGUCAGAAACCGAAUGGUGGGUUGAACGGCCGUCCCGAAAAGGACGAAGAUGUUUGCUACAGCUGGUGGGUAUUGAGCAGCCUGGCAAUGAUAGGAAAGACACACUGGAUCGACCGAGACGCCCUUAUCAAAUUCAUUCUCCGAUGCCAGGAUAUGGAACUGGGAGGCAUCUCAGACAGGCCUGGCAACAUGGUUGAUGUGUGGCAUACAGUCUUUGGCCUCACUGGUCUGAGUCUGCUCGGCUACCCUGGUCUUGACACAAUUGAUCCCGUAUAUUGCUUACCAAAGUCGACCGUCGAGCGGACUCUCGGGUCGCACAAAUAG
Messenger RNA from Pestalotiopsis fici W106-1, 990 nucleotides. RefSeq names its product Geranylgeranyl transferase type-2 subunit beta. The record is from RefSeq and is a predicted model, not a curated record. Bases 1 to 990 code for a protein of 329 amino acids. The transcript is spliced from 2 exons. Gene Ontology annotation, cellular component: Rab-protein geranylgeranyltransferase complex. Gene Ontology annotation, molecular function: Rab geranylgeranyltransferase activity. Lineage: Eukaryota; Fungi; Ascomycota; Sordariomycetes; Amphisphaeriales; Sporocadaceae. Gene Ontology annotation, biological process: protein geranylgeranylation.